Molecule: messenger RNA, 1392 nt
Organism: Phytomonas sp. Hart1
Lineage: Eukaryota; Euglenozoa; Kinetoplastea; Trypanosomatida; Trypanosomatidae
Source: the annotation of a GenBank genome assembly
AUGUCCACCGACGCCGUUCUCCCCGAGGACGAACCUCUACAUGCCCUUUCUCCUGUUGACGGCCGCUAUAAACCCGCCACAGCCGCUUUGCGGGCCUUUUUCUCCGAAUUUGCGUUUUUUAAGUACCGCGUGAAGGUCGAGGUGCUUUAUUUCAUUGCGUUGUGUAAAGAAGUCCCGGCGAUUACAAAACUCCGCGAGGUCACCGACGAACAACUCGCGACCCUUCGCGCGCGGACGUACGAACAUUUCUCCCGCCCCGAUAUUCAGCGCCUCAAGGCGAUCGAAUCCACCACCCACCACGACCUCAAGGCCGUGGAAUAUUUUGUGAAGGAGAAAAUGCGGACCAUCCCGGGGCUGGAAACCAAAACGGAAUUUGUCCACUUUGGGUUAACCUCGCAGGAUAUUAAUAAUACGGCGAUCCCAAUGAUGCUGCGGGAUGCCCUCGAAGGGGUUUAUUUGCCCGCGUUGGGGAGACUUUGCCAGGGCCUCCGCGCGCGCCUACCCGCGUGGGAUUGCCCGAUGCUCGCGCGCACCCACGGCCAGCCCGCGACCCCAACGAAUCUCGCGAAAGAAUACGCCGUGUGGUUAGAACGAUUGGGGAAUCAAGAAAAACUCCUCCGGGGCCUCCCCGCGAGCGGGAAAUUCGGCGGGGCGAGCGGGAAUUUAAACGCCCAUCGCGUGGCCUUCCCCUCGGUAGAUUGGGUCCACUUCGCGAAGACGUUCUUGGCGAAGUAUCUCGGCCUCACCCGGCAGACCUACACCACGCAAAUCGAGCAUUAUGAUAACAUCGCCGCGAUCGGGGACGCCUGCGCGCGCGUGCAGCGAAUUUUGAUCGAUCUUUGCGUGGACACCUGGUGGUAUAUCGCCUUUGGCUAUUUCACGCAAACGACCAAAUCGGGCGAAGUGGGGAGCAGCGCGAUGCCCCACAAGGUCAAUCCGAUCGACUUUGAAAACGCGGAGGGGAAUUUGGGCGUGAGCAACGCGCUUUGGCAUUUUUUAUCCAGUAAAUUGCCCAUCUCCAGGCUCCAGCGGGAUCUCUCGGAUAGUACGGUGCUUCGAAAUCUCGGCGUCCCGCUCGGGCAUGCCGUGAUUGCCUUUCACUCGAUCGAGCGCGGGUUAGGCAAACUUCGGGUAAACCCCAAAGCUCUUACGGAGGAUCUUCAUCAUAACUGGGCAGUGGUAGCGGAAGGGAUUCAAACGGUCCUCCGCCGUGAGGACUUUCCAAAUCCCUACGAGGCGCUGAAGGAAUUCACGCGUGGAAAGGGGGGGCUAACCGAGGAAACCAUGCAUAAGUUUAUUGAUAGCCUAGAUGGCAUUAGCGAGGCGGUACGGCAAGAGUUAAAGGCAAUUACCCCGCUAAACUACGUCGGGUACUCCAGUUCUCACCUUUAA